Molecule: messenger RNA, 6327 nt
Organism: Colossoma macropomum (tambaqui)
Lineage: Eukaryota; Metazoa; Chordata; Actinopteri; Characiformes; Serrasalmidae
Gene: usp10
Product: ubiquitin specific peptidase 10
Exons: 15
Coding region: 249-2873 (874 amino acids)
Biological process (GO): DNA damage response, signal transduction by p53 class mediator; regulation of autophagy; protein deubiquitination
Cellular component (GO): nucleus; cytosol
Molecular function (GO): cysteine-type endopeptidase activity; cysteine-type deubiquitinase activity
Source: RefSeq, a predicted model, not a curated record
GUGGAGAGAGAGAGUGAGUGAGAGAGAGGCGAGACAAAGAUGGCGGCGACGGCGGGUAAAGCAGCGUGACUCGGUGUAGCGGCGGCACACAACCCGAAAUAAAACCGCUGUGCGAGUGGCGACUGGGAACAUGGAGGGCUCGACUCAGUAGGCGACCGCCUGUGACAGCCCUGCACUGCGAAACACACCUUCUGGCCCGAAAGAGCGUUCGUCGUGUGUCUGAGAGAGGGGCGAAUCUCACCGGGAGCAUGGCUUCGCGCAGCAACCAGUACAUCUUCGGGGAGUUCAGCCCGGAUGAGUUCAAUCAGUUCUUUGUGACUCCUCGCUGUUACGUUGAGCUUCCCCCCUUCAAUGAUAAGGUCUCCUGUGUCAGUCAUAACUCAGGAGGUUACUGCCCUCCUGCUGUGCCUUACAUUACGGAAUCAGUGAGACGGCAGGUUUGCGGAGAAGACUACCAGCACAUUGAGUUUGGUGUUGAUGAGGUGAUGAGCUCGGAGCCGGUGUCCAUGAAAGACCCCUUGUACAAAGUGUCCAGCACUCUAAACCCCCAGGCUCCUGAGUUCAUCCUGGGCUGCCAAGCAGCUCAGAAGACCCUUCCUGCAGCCACACCCAUUGCAGACAUUCCAGAUGGCACAGACUUUGGUUCUGUGGACUGCGCUGACUCUGAGGCUUCUGCCCUGGACAGUCACCAGGCCUGCUCCGAUCUGGACGGGGUUUCCAGCAGCCUGGGCCAACGGGAGCGGAAGAAAAAGAAAAAACGACCGCCAGGAUACUACAACUACCUAGAGGGCUCCAGCAACAGCAGCGGCGGAGCUGUGGACGGAGUGGCGGCCUCUGGGCUAGUGAACGGACAUGCGCUCAGUGCCCCGGCUCUGGCUUCGGAGGACAUGGUUGGAGAGGUGCUGUCGGGGACCAACUUGGCCCCUGCCGCCCCUCUCGCUUCCGCCCCAUCCACAGCUCGGGCUGCCCCUCCCUCUAGUCAGAGGACUUGUGAUAGCCCUGAUGAAUCUUCUUUGGACUUGACGAGUGGAGCUGCCUCUUUGUCGGACGGUAACGCUGCGGCCUCCUCGUCGUCUUCCUCUUCCUCCUCUCAGAGCAGUGGGCUGGCGGAGGGGGCCAGGACUGCAGAGCAGCACGCGGACCCCCUGGCUUUAGAGAGCCCCGAACUGCAGGGCAGGGGAGGGCACAGCCCCUGCCCGAACUCCCCCCCUCCCCCUCCUGCUGCUGUGGCCACCACUGCACCUGCUACUACUGACGAGGAUCAGCCCGAGGGCUCAGGCCAGGCUAACGGGCUGCCAGAAGCAGCCCCCGCUGACGAAACGGCGGACAGAUUGCAGGACUCAUCUGAGACGGGUGAGGCCCAGCUGCGUUCCGCUCCGGCCUCGCCCCCUUCGGACUCAGAGGCUCAGCCUGUGACCGAGCAGGCGUCUUCGACUGCUCCAGCUGCAGCCUCUGUGGCCAACCCCCCAAAAUCCUGGGCCAGCCUCUUCCACAACUCCAAGCCUCUGCCUGGAGGCCCUCAGGCCUAUGUGGAGGUGAAAAAUAUUUCCACUGUUGUUGCUGUGUCCCCAGCUACCGCUGAGCUGCCUGAGAAGGUGUGUGAAGUGCGGGAGGGCCCUGUCCCUGUCUCUGAGGAUCCAAUGGCCCCUAAAUUGGCAGAACUUAUUGAGAAUGUGAAGUUGAUACACAAACCAGUGUCUUUGCAACCGAGAGGACUGAUCAACAAGGGAAACUGGUGCUAUAUCAAUGCUACCCUGCAGGCACUGAUUGCGUGCCCCCCAAUGUAUCAUUUGAUGAAGUCUAUUCCCAUCUUCAACGAGACGCAGCGACCCUGCACCUCUACGCCAAUGAUGGAUAACUUUGUUCGGCUUGUGAAUGAGUUCAGCAACAUGCCGGUCCCCUCCAAGGCCAAACAGCAAGCUGCUGGAGAGAAGAUAAUUAAAGAUAUCAGACCAGGCGUUCCCUUUGAGCCCACAUAUAUCUACAGACUCCUCACCCUCAUUAAAUCCAGCCUUUCUGAGAAGGGUCGGCAGGAAGACGCGGAGGAGUAUCUGGGCUUCACCCUGAAUGGACUGCAUGAGGAGAUGCUGGCACUGAAGAAGCUUAUCUCUCCACAGGAAGAGAAAGUGUCCACACCCAAUGGGCCAGGGUCUCACCCAGGUGCAGAGGAAAACCCUGCUGAGAAGGAGGGGGAGGAGGGCAGUGAGGAUGAGUGGGAGCAGGUGGGACCCAGGAACAAAACUUCCAUCACCCGCCAGGCUGACUUCAUCCGCACCCCCAUUACAGACAUAUUUGGAGGGCACAUAAGAUCGGUGGUGUACCAGCAGAGUUCGAAGGAGUCCGCCACUUUGCAGCCAUUCUUCACCCUGCAGCUGGACAUCCAAUCAGAGAAGAUACGCACAGUUCAAGAGGCCUUGGAGACCAUGGUGGCGCGCGAGUCUGUUCAGGGCUACACCACUAAAACCAAGCAGGAGAUUGAGAUCAGCCGGAGGGUGACUCUAGAGGAGCUUCCUCCUGUGCUGGUGCUUCACCUCAAGAGAUUUGUCUUUGAAAAGACUGGUGGCUGCCAGAAGCUGAUCAAGAACAUUGACUACCCUGUUGACCUGGAGAUUAGUAAAGAUCUCCUCUCACCAGGAGUGCGGAGCAAAACAUUGAAAGGCCAAAGAACCUACAGGCUCUUUGCAGUUGUUUAUCACCAUGGGAACAGCGCCACGGGCGGCCACUACACUACAGAUGUCUUCCACAUCGGGCUGAACGGCUGGCUGCGCAUCGACGACCAGGCAGUGAAAGUGAUCAACCAGUAUCAUGUGGUGAAGCAGACUGCGGAGCGCACUGCCUACCUGCUGUACUACCGUCGUGUUGACCUGCUGUAGAAACCGCACGCACACGCGGCAACCGUGCCCACAUACACACGCACGCACUCUCUCUCUAACGCAACACUUUUACACACACACACACACACACACACACACGCACACACAGACACGCACAUGCCUCAACAGGAACACUGCCCAACUUCUCUUGCGAGAUUUUUCCUCUUCCUGCCUCCCUUUCUCCCCCUCGUUCCUUGCUUUUCCGGAGAGCCAGCUUUUUCCAAUAAAUUUUUUUCUUCCUUGAUAUAUAUAUCUUUUUUUUUGUUUGUUUGUUUUUUUUUGGAAGAAUAGACAAACACAUACCUAAAGACUUUAAGAUCGAGUCCCCCCCCUCCCUUCACAUGCAGCCCCACCUCUCACCGCAGGAGUGGAGAUAUCUAGGGACGAUGGAGACAGAUGCUGCAGAAAUUGGGGUUGGGGGGGCUUCUGACACAGACGGUAUGGACCGGAGACACUUCAAUACCCGCAGCCUCGUUUUAGACUGGCACACUGUAAGAACUCCAGCUAGCUGAGGCUAAAACUGAUGGACUGCUGGAGAGAAUUCAUUCUUUCUUUCUUUUUUUUUGUUUUGUUUCUGUUUAAUCUACUUUUUAAUGGCAUAGCGAGAGGGAAAAAAAAUCAAGUGUUUUGCCUUUUAGCAAGGGGAUUUUGUUGGCCGGAUGAAUUGCAGCGGUUCAGCGAAGCCGGAUGAAAAUCUUGACUCAAGUUAAAUCUAGAGGCCCUGCACCAGCAAACUACAACAGAAAAUAAAUGUCUAGAUCACGACGUGCGAGUUUUAUAUCUGAACCCCACCCUCCUAUCCCCGAAGCGAGACACUCUGCUCCACCGCCUCUGCCACCUCCUCGCUCUGCCCCCAUUCCUCACGAUCUUGACGCUCUCAGGCUGAGCUAACACUGGAGCCAUCGGAUAAAAAAACAAGGACACCAGGCUUGGGGAAGAAGUGCUGCGGUGGGCUGAGACGAAAAGAAAAAGAAAAAAAGGAAAAAAAAAACUAAAUCGGCUUCUUUGUUUGCAAGAACCUGGGUGUGGUUUCUGGGUGUAGAAUUAGACUGAUUAUCUAACAAUUUUAAUGCGCUUUAGGACAUACGAUGAUUUACAAAAAGCUUUGUGCACGUAAAAAUAUAAAAUUGAUCAAUAAUUUUAUGUGAUAUGGAUGUGCAUAUGCACAUUUCUGCAGAUAUUUAAAAGUUUCAAGUAUAGAAAAAUGAGCGAAUCUGAAUCUGGGUAAACCUUGUUCAGCUGCCAGGGGAAAGUUUGUGCUGCUUGCUAGGCUUUUUUUGUGUAUUUCACACUUACAUAUACACACACACACAGUUACAUGCUGGACAGAUACCAAUGACGAGUGAGGUUGUUCUUUUUUUUGUUGUUUACCAUCAGUCCAUUUUUUUUUUCUCCCCCCAAAACCCAUUCUGUAAUCCUGAUCAGUCCUGUUAGCCUAUUUCUGUUUCACAUUGUAUAGGGGUCAGUUGUCCAGUGCCUGCCUUGUGUCACACUGCAAGCUCAGCCAUUCCCGUCUCCUAGUUUUUGAAAAGGAGGCUGCCUUAGGAUUGGGUACACCUAUGUAGUCUGCGUCCCUGUCCCUUUGACAGCCUGCUCUGCGCGGUCAGCCUGUCUGUACUCUACAUGUUGGAGCUGUGUCGAUGAGCUUUGAAGACGAUGUAUCCGAGUCACGGGCUGGAUGUUUCAUCAUUUUGUUCACUGAAUGGCUGGCGUUCCUAGAAGUGGAAUCCUGCUUCUGCAUGGCAACACAACCUGAUAACCUUAUGAGUGCACACAAAAAAACCGAAUCAUGUUUGCUUUUGUUUCAGACACCUUUAAUCAUCAGUCUUAUUCAUAAAUUGUAUUGACUUGAUUUUUUUUUUUCCCCAUUUAAGAAUGUUUUGUUUUUUCCCCCCAUUUUCCCUUCUUCUGACUUCCCCCACCCAUUUGUCAUCUGAAUUGAUAUUUGAAAAAUAUGACCCAAGUUAAAGCACAACGAUGAAUAAAGUUGUAUAAGUUCUAUGCUUAUAUGCUCAUAUUUUUUCACAUCUUUGACAUUCAUCAGCCACAGUUUCCACACAGUUAACAACACACUGGGCCUGAAGUGAAUAUAUAUAUAUUUUCAUAAUUAAUGCAGCCACCAUUUCACUGGCCUUACCUCCCAUAAGUAGUUCUCCCUGAGAGGCGAACUCUGACGUGUAUCACUUGAGCCGUUAAAUAUGUUUAAUACUUGGAAUAUGCACACACGAACUUGGCUGUUGAAUAAAGCGAGGUACUGAAGCUUUCUAGAGCAGGUUCCUUGUACAGACGUUCUGACGUCUCGCAUCCUGACACGAGGCUGUCGGGACACUUCCCUAACGGGACAGCACACCAUGCAGUUAACCUCCAGUUAGGGUCGUUCACCUUUUUCCCCACUCGCACUUCACCACAGACUCGUUUCAGAUGGUUUCCUUCUUUUUUCUUGCACUGAUGGCAAAGCCUAAGUACUCGACGCACAUAUGCUAGGCUGAUUUAUGUGUCCUAUGUGUAAAUACGAGCCCUUAGCCAUGGCUAUGUUUUGACCAGAGAUUUAUAUUUCAGGGCUACCCCUUUGUCUUCUUUUUGAGCAUUUCAAUUUGGGUAUUUGAACUGUCUAUGUAAAGAGGAACGUGCCCCAAAAUGAAACCAAAGUAUGCAGAACCUAUAUAUAUAUAUAUAAUGAUAUUAUUGCCUCUUGUGAUUGUUGUAACAUAAAAUGUAAUAAAUAUGAGUAUUCUUUGGUCCAGGGGUCUUCGUUACACCACUUGGACCUCUGAAUUCAGUUCGGUCAGCAUUCAUUAUUCAGUCAUUACUUGUUUUAGAAAGUUGGUUAUUAAAAUUCAUACGAAGUACUUACUCCUAAAUGUUGGUUCAAAUGUACCAAUGCCUAUUUUGUCAGAACUGUUGCACUCAUUGUGUCAAUGUUUUAAUCUCUCCCUCCCUUACACUCCUUGGAAAUUUGAAAAUAGAGAUGAUGUGAACCAUGCACAUAAAAGCUGUGGGUGGAAGGCUUUAUGUUGUACCAGUUCAACCCUGAGACUUUGUUUCUUUUUCAUUUUCUCAAUAUGAAAGUCGGGGAAAUGUCCUGGCGUAUAGCUUCAAUGAUGUCUCUUCUGUUUGGUUUGUGCUUCCUAACACUUGUGUCUGCUGAGAGCUUGACGUGUUGGGAAAUCAAGCUGAAAUACAAAGUAUAUGCUGUCUCUGAUCCUCGGCUUUCAGCGUUUUUUUCUUUCUUUUUUUUUUCUUCUUUUUUUUCUUUUGGGGUCAACUUUUCCAAUAAAAGAGAAACUGUGGCAAAGAGGUGUUUCUACUGUAGUUUAGUCCGAGGACUGUGCUUGGCUUCUAAAAUAUGAGGCUACUGUAUUUGAACAAUGUAGUCUUUCCUCUCCUCUGGGCCUCCUCACUCGAGGAAUGUGCACUGUAACCAAAAGCAAACAUGAAAUAAAGGAGAAACUGA